Messenger RNA from Microdochium trichocladiopsis, 1996 nucleotides. RefSeq names its product indoleamine 2,3-dioxygenase. The record is from RefSeq and is a predicted model, not a curated record. The coding region runs from base 1 to 1512 and encodes 503 amino acids. Gene Ontology annotation, cellular component: cytoplasm. Lineage: Eukaryota; Fungi; Ascomycota; Sordariomycetes; Xylariales; Microdochiaceae. Gene Ontology annotation, biological process: 'de novo' NAD+ biosynthetic process from L-tryptophan. Gene Ontology annotation, molecular function: heme binding; metal ion binding; indoleamine 2,3-dioxygenase activity. The transcript is spliced from 2 exons.
AUGCGCCCUCCGAUCCCGAACCUCGCAGAUUAUGGAAUCUCGCCAGAGCACGGCUUCCUACCCGAGGUCCUGCCUCUCGCUAGGCUCCCGGACCCCUACUACAACAAGUGGGAGGCAGUCGCGGCCAACCUGCAGUCGCUGAUCCUCACCAAGCGCCUGCGCGGCGUCAUCGACCGCCUGCCCGUCCUCUCCACCACUGGUCUGGAACACGACGCAGAGUGGAGGCGAGCCUACGUGCUCCUCACCUUCUUUGCCCACGGCUACAUCUGGGGGGGUGACUCCCCCUGCGACCGCGUGCCGCCCAGCAUCUCGGCCCCGCUGCUCGCCAUCUGCGAGCACCUCGAGGUCCCGCCCGUCUCGACCUAUGCCGCCUCGGUGCUCUGGAACUUCAAGCCCCUCUUCGUCGACGAGGGUGUCGACCAGCUCGACAACCUGGCCACCCUCGUCACCUUCUCGGGGUCCCUCGACGAGUCCUGGUUCUACCUCGUCUCGGUCGCCAUCGAGGCCCGCGGCGGGCCCAUCAUCCCUCUGAUGCUCGACGCCAUCGCCGCCGCCCGCCAGGGCGACAGCGCAACCGUGACACGUUGCCUGCGCGCCUUUGCCGAGCGCCUCGACGAUCUGGGCCAGCUGCUGCGCCGGAUGCAUGAAAACUGCGACCCGGCCUUCUUCUACAACAAGAUCCGCACGUUCCUCGCGGGGAGCAAGAACAUGGCCGACGCCGGCCUCCCGCACGGCGUCAUGUGGGACGACGGCAGCGGCGAGUCCCAGUACGUCCAGUACAGCGGGCCCAGCAACGCCCAGAGCAGCCUGAUCCAGUUCUUUGAUGUGAUUCUCGGCAUCGAGCACCGCCCGACUGGCGAGAAGCAGCAACAGCAACAGCAGCAGCAGCAGCCUCCUCGGGGCGGGCCCCCGACGCACAACUUCAUCCAGGACAUGCGCAGGUACAUGCCGGGACCCCACGCCCGCUUCCUGCGCGACGUCGGCGCCGUCGCCAACAUCCGCGCCUUUGUCGAGGAGCACGGCGCCCGCGACCGGCCCCUGGCCAUCGCGUACGACGCCUGCCUCGCCAUGCUCCGCACCUUCCGGGACAUCCACAUCGCCAUCGUCACCCGCUACAUUGUCCUGCAGUCCCGCCAGGUCCGCGCGCGCAGCCGCUCCCGCAGCCCCGAGGCCGUUCGCGCAACAACAACAGCAGCCACGACAACAAAGGCCGCUACGACAACAAACCUCGCAACAGCCUCCAGCAAGACGGCACAGUCCAGCGUCAAGGGAACAGGCGGGACCUCGCUGAUCCCUUUCCUCAAGCAGGCCCGCGACGAGACCGGCGAGCCCGCCGUCGGCGCCUGGGCGCGCCGCUUCAUGAGCAGGCAGACCAAGGUCUCCGGGCAGAACGACUUCUUCCUGGGCAAGGACGAGCAGGACCUCGUGCUGCUGGAGCAGCCCGUUGUGGAGCACGGGCUCGCGGGCACGUGGACUAUCGAUGAUGACGUCGGCGGGAUCUGUCAUUACUGAAAGGCAUUUUCCUUUUUGUCGUCGUUGUCGUCGUUGUUGUUGUCGACGGGUCGGGGGACAUCGCGGGAUUGACCGUUUCGUGAGCAGUACGAUGUAAUGUGCUCAGUAGCAGAAAGCGGCUUUUCAGCCGCGAAACGUUCGUUCAAGUGAAGACUUAUAUAGCUGCGUGGAAUUGCACUUUAUACAUGAUGAGCAGAGGUCGAUGUCUAAAUUGCUUCCUGGUGACAUGCACCCCUGGCUUUUGGAAAUUGGGUAGUGUCAUUUCGCGUUUUACCACCAACAGCACUUCUAGUGGUGAAUUUUUGUACUCGCAACCUUAUGGAAAGUGCAUGUCUACAAUGAGGCCUACGUGUCAUUUGCCAGUCCAAGAAGUUGAAGCAUAAGAGAUAUCGUGUUUGGAUUGUCUAAAAGUGAUUGGAGCGACAAGUACAGUGUAUAAGUACUAAGCGUACAUAUGUUGAGAGCCAUUUCGAAGUGGUCUCAA